UGAAGAGUGAGAGUGGUGACACUAGAAACCAAAUAUUCCCUCUGCUUCUUCAUCUCCCACAUUUUCAAAAUCACACACAGAUCCUCCCCUCCCUACAGUCUUCUUCACAAGAAAAAAAAAUGGCAGCUAGAUACAACUCUUACGAUUCAAGAUCAUCCUUAUCCUCCUCCCUCCAAUCAGAUCCAUCUUCCUCCUCCGAAUUCAAAUCCAACAAGGCCAUCGUCAGAUCCAAAUCUUCCUACUUAACCAAAACAUCUAAACCAGACACUAAUCCUGGUAACCUCACUUCUAUGAUGAAGAAGCUCAUGGAGAUGAAGAAGAAAUCUAACCCCAAGUCCAAAAGGGCCGAGCUUUUGAUUCCCCAUGAACUCAAGAAGCUUGACAACACUGUUCGAGUAGGAGGAGGGAAGGGUAGUACGUUGGGAGCUUUGCAGAGGAAGCUGUUCGGGAAGGAGAAGGAAAAGGUGAAGGCUUUGAGUGAGGUUAAAGUGAACACGAGGACUCUCUCUAUGGUUUUGAGAAGCGAGAGGGAGCUUCUGAGUAUGAAUAAGGAUCAGGAGAUUGAGAUCUCUGAGCUUAAGUUUCAGCUUCAAGAGAAGAACAGAGAAGUGGAGAAGUUGAAGGAUUUGUGUUUGAAGCAAAGGGAGGAGAUAAAGUCGCUGAAGAGCGCGCUUCUGUUUCCAGAUGGGAUGAACAGUGAAAUGCAGGAGCUUAAUGAGGCGAGGCAGAUCAUCCCUAACCUUCAAAAGCAGGUUCUUUCACUUAAUGGCCAGCUCCAAUGCAUUGCUCAAGACCUUGCCGAGGUGAAGGCGAACAAGUACAUGUCAGAAAGCUGUUACUGGCAAGCACAGACGUCUUCCUAUGAUUCACUGGAAUUCAGUUCAGGCAGCCCUGAUAGAUUAGCUCUGGAAGAUCUGAAUCCAUGCUUAACUCCUUAUGCCAAGACAAAACCCAAGGAGUAUGAGAGGGUUGAUUCAGCAGAAGAGAGCUUAUCAGGGAGAAGUACUGUAACAACUACAGGAGGUAAAGGCAAAUCGAGUUCUAAAAGUGUGAAGAUGUCAAGGAGCUCAGAGGGAAAGGCAGGACGGAGAUCAGAAGAGAGCAAAGGAUGGCAUAGAGGUGGGAGAAUGUUUUAAGGUAAAACAAAAAUGGUUCAAAAUUAAUGUAAGGUUGCACACCUUCUUCCACUUUGGUAUAUGUUAUGUCUCUUGCUCUCAUUCUCAGAGGGUAUUUUGGUUUUGGUUGAAUCAUGUGGAGACAUGAUCCAAGAUUGAGUUGAACAAGUUAAAGUAAAAAGUGUUCUGUAAAAUAGAAGACAUUUUAAAAUAAGAUAAGG
Eruca vesicaria subsp. sativa (arugula) is the source of this 1336-nucleotide messenger RNA. NCBI's taxonomy places the organism in Eukaryota, Viridiplantae, Streptophyta, Magnoliopsida, Brassicales, Brassicaceae. The record is from the annotation of a GenBank genome assembly.